CUCAAACACUUCAUGUCUAGUGCCUAGCUCUCCAUUGGUCGUGGAGCCAUGGCCGGCGGCGGCGAGGGCUCGGCGGCGGCGGUGGCGAUGUGCACGCCGGCGUUCGCGGCGCGGGUGGCGCGGAGCCGGUGGUUCGUGGUGUUCGCGUCGAUGGUGGUGAUGGCGGCGUCCGGGUCGACGUACAUCUUCGCGCUCUACUCCAAGGAGCUCCGGUCGGCGCUGGGGUACAACCAGCAGACGCUCAACACGCUGAGCUUCUUCAAGGACCUGGGCACCAACGUCGGCGUGGUCUCCGGCCUCGUCCAGCAGGUGGCGCCGACGUGGGCGGUGCUGCUCAUCGGCGCCGCCAUGAACCUCGCCGGGUACCUCAUGAUCUACCUCGCGCUGGAGCGGCGCACGGCGGCGCCGCCGGUGUGGCUCAUGUGCGCGUACAUCUGCGUGGGCGCCAACGCGCUCACCUUCUCCAACACCGGCGCGCUCGUGUCGUGCGUCAAGAACUCGCCGGAGAGCCGGGGCAUCGUCAUCGGCCUGCUCAAGGGCUUCGUGGGGCUCAGCGGCGCCAUCUACACGCAGCUCUACCUCGCCAUCUACGGCGACGACGCCAGGUCGCUGGUGCUGCUCAUCGCGUGGCUCCCCGCCGCCGUCUACAUCUUCUUCGUCCACACCAUCCGGGUGCUGCCCUACCGCCGCCGCCGCGACGGCGAGGAGCUCGACAGCGGGCCAUUCUUCUGCUUCCUCUACAUCUCCAUCGCGCUCGCCGCCUACCUGCUCGUCAUGAUCGUCGUGCAGAAGCAGGUCCGCUUCUCCCACCCAGCCUACGUCGUCGGCGCCACCGCGCUCCUCAUCAUCCUCUUCCUCCCGCUCGCCGUCGUCAUCAGGGAGGAGCACAAGGCCGCCUCCCAGCUCGAGCAAUCGCUCCAGCACCCGCCCUCCAUCGCCGUCGAACAGCCCACGAAAGCCGCCGCCGACGACGACGGCGCCGGCAUGGCCGUCGUCUCCUCCUCGUCCAAGCCGGCGGCGGCGUGCGGCGGCUGUGGAUGGAUCAGGAACAUGUUCCGGCCGCCGGAGCUGGGGGAGGACUACAGCAUCAUGCAGGCGCUGGUGAGCGUGGAGAUGCUGGUGCUGUUCGUGGUGUCCGUGUUCGGGAUCGGCGGCACGCUGACGGCGAUCGACAACAUGGCGCAGAUCGGGCAGUCGCUGGGCUACCCGGCGAAGAGCAUCAACACCUUCGUCUCCCUCAUCAGCAUCUGGAACUACGCCGGCCGCGUCGGCGCCGGCUACCUGUCGGAGAUGCUCCUCUCCCGGUACCGGUUCCCGCGGCCGCUGGCGCUCACCGCCGUGCUCCUCGUCUCCUGCGUCGGCCACCUCCUCAUCGCCUUCGGCGUCCCGCAGUCGCUCUACGCCGCCUCCGUCAUCAUCGGCUUCUGCUUCGGCGCGCAGUGGCCGCUCCUCUUCGCCAUCAUCUCCGAGGUGUUCGGCCUCAAGUACUACUCCACGCUCUUCAACUUCGGCUCCGCGGCGAGCCCCAUCGGCGCCUACGUGCUCAACGUCCGCGUCGCCGGCCGCAUGUACGACGCCGAGGCGGCCAGGCAGCACGGCGGCGUCGCCGUCGCCGGCGACAAGAUCUGCAAGGGGGUGCAGUGCUUCAAGCACUCCUUCCUCAUCAUCACCGGCGUCACCUUCGCCGGCGCGCUCGUCUCGCUCCUGCUCGUCUGGAGAACCAGAAGCUUCUACAAGGGGGACAUCUACGCCAAGUUCAAGGUGGCGCCGGCCGCCGCCACGGCCACACCGGAGGCGGAGGAGAAGACCAAGAAAGAUGGAGCUCAUGAGUCUAACUGAUGGAUGACUAAUUAACCUAUACUUUUCAGUUAAUUUGAACACAAUUUAGAGGCAAUUAGUGGGAAGAUGAAAAAGUUUGUGUAUGAUUUACUGGUGAACCAGUGUAAUUUCUGUGUUAAAUGUGACAAGUUAAAGAUGAGUUUUCAGUCUGGUCAA
Oryza brachyantha (malo sina) is the source of this 1995-nucleotide messenger RNA. RefSeq lists its product as uncharacterized. Gene Ontology annotation, cellular component: membrane. The transcript has a single exon. Bases 49 to 1839 code for a protein of 596 amino acids. The record is from RefSeq and is a predicted model, not a curated record. NCBI's taxonomy places the organism in Eukaryota, Viridiplantae, Streptophyta, Magnoliopsida, Poales, Poaceae.